Messenger RNA from Tilletiopsis washingtonensis, 1188 nucleotides. Its product is annotated as Aldo/keto reductase. Bases 1 to 999 code for a protein of 332 amino acids. The transcript has 8 exons. Gene Ontology annotation, molecular function: aldose reductase (NADPH) activity. NCBI's taxonomy places the organism in Eukaryota, Fungi, Basidiomycota, Exobasidiomycetes, Entylomatales. The record is from RefSeq and is a predicted model, not a curated record. Gene Ontology annotation, cellular component: cytosol.
AUGUCCUUCGGAAAGACGAUCAAGCUCAACGACGGCAACGUCAUGCCGCGCAUUGGCCUCGGCACGUGGCUCUCGGAGCCGGGCAAGGUCAAGGCCGCCGUGGCGCACGCCGUCAAGACGGGCUACCGCCACCUCGACCUGGCGAAGAUCUACAAGAACCAGGAGGAGGUCGGCGAGGGCCUCAAGGAGGUCAUCCCCUCGGUGGUCAAGCGCGAGGAGCUCUUCCUCACGUCGAAGCUGUGGAACAAUGCGCACAAGCCGCACCUCGUCGAGAAGGCCUACGACGCCACGUGCAAGGAGCUCGGCGUCGAGUACCUCGACCUGUACCUGAUCCACUGGCCCGUGCCGCUCGAGUCCGGCGACGACAUUGAGAACCUCAUGCCGCCCGCCAAGGACGGCAGCGACUUCAAGGAGCUCGACCUCAAGACGACGCUCGUUGACACGUGGAAGGCGAUGAUUGCGCUGCAGAAGACGGGCAAGGUCAAGAGCAUCGGCGUGUCCAACUUCACGCAGGCGCACCUCGAGGGCAUCAUCAGCGCCACGGGCGUCGUGCCCGCCGUGAACCAGAUCGAGGGCCACCCGCUGCUGCCGCAGGAGGACCUGGUCAAGUACAGCCAGCUCAAGGGCAUCCACAUCACCGCCUACUCGCCCCUCGGCAACGCCUCGGGCUACGGCAAGAAGAGCGUCGACAUCGCCGGCUCGAAGCAGGUGCAGGAGGUCGCCAAGGCCCACGGCGUCGACGCCGGCCAGGUCCUGAUCGCCUGGGGCGCCCACCGCGGCACCAGCGUGAUCCCCAAGUCCGUCACGCCCAGCCGCAUCGAGAGCAACUUCCAGGAGAUCGAGCUGACCGACGAGGAGUUCGAGAAGGUCUCCUCGCUCAUCAAGGACCACGGAUCGUACGUGCGAUUUAAUGUGCCUAUCGGCUAUCCUUGGGACAUCGAUGUCUUCGGCGAGCCGGAGGAGAAGAAGGCCAACCACCGUGUCAACAUCGGAGCGUAGAGCGCUUCCGCGGCUUCCUCCUGCCUUCGCGCAACUCGUCCGGUACCAUUCGAUCCAUUCAUGAUCCUCUAGUGGUUGUUCUUCGCUUCUCCACGUCUGUCUGCGCCCCUGCUCCAUGUCUGUCUGCGCACCUGCGCUCUCUCAUGCGUGUCUGGUCUACUCUGAGGGGCGAGCAAGGUUGUGUAGCAG